CGUAGAAAGGAAGAAAGAAAGAGAGAGGGUGCUUUGCUUUUUCUGGACGCGCAUCACAGAAAGAAACAAGCAAAGGAAAGCAAAAGUCCGAGGUCGGAUUUUUUCCAAAUCCAAGAAAUUUCGUGUUUUUCGCUUGUUCCGGACUUCCGGCCGUGCUGGGCCUGUUCGCGAGUGUCGAUUGAUUGUGUUUCGUGUGUGAUUGGAAGAAUUUCAGCGAGUUCGAGGGGGGAAAAUCUGUGUUUUUGUCGCGGAAAAUGUCUUCGUCUUCUCAUCAUCCGUUUGGUCAUCUGAACCACAACAAUAACAACAGCAACAGCCUGGGCGGAGGAAUCUCCUCCGUAAAUCACAAUAAUCUGCAGCCCCAGAUCAAUCUCUCCUCGGGCUUCGAAGACUUUGACGAUGUGGACAACGAGCAGACCCAGCAGCAGCAGGAACUUCUGUUCGACGACGAUGACAACAUGGACGAUAGCGAUCAAGAUACGGAGGAGGCAAGCGAGACGGAGUUGGGCUCCAGCGGAAACCAUCGGAACAUUGACGAGCCGAUCGAGAUCAAAGAACAAAUGUACCAGGACAAGUUGGCAUCGCUGAAGAAACAGCUGGACGAGCUGCGCGCCGGAACCCACCCGGAGUACGUCCGCCGGGUGAAGAAGCUGGAGCACCAGUACAACGAGCGGAUUCGGCUGAACGAGAUCUACCGGGAGUAUUUGAUCAGUUGCGUUGAGCGCGACUACAUCCUGGAGAAGAAUGCCGCCGUCAAGGAGUACGAAGAGAAGAAGAACGACCUGCAGGAGAAUCUGGUGACGGACUUCGAGGACCGUAGGAAGAUGAUCGAGAGCGAACGAGCCACGAUGGAAUUGACGGGAGAUUCGAUCGAUGUUAAACCGACGGUUACGAGGAAGCUUCGACGUCGACCUAAUGAACCGCUUCCGGUUCCGGAGAAACGCCGAAAGCCGACUACUGGGCAGUUGGUUCUUUUGCUGGACGAGAAGGAAGUCGAGAACGAUCUCAAACUGAUCAGCCGUUGCAAAGCGAUUCAUUCCAUCCGGAACCAUACGAACAGCACAUCCACUGCCGGAAACGGAAGCUCUGGUCAGAAUGCCAACAGCGCUCCGUUGACCAACUUGGCCAGCCCGGUCAAUAGCUAUCCGAUGAACAGCAGUAGCCAGAUCUCCACAACCGGUGGCAUCGCUUCCAGCUCCAAUGACAUCACCAUGGCCGCUCUUCCCACCUCAACCCUGGCUGCCAUCAAUCCAAAUAACACUCCGUCAGGACCGCUCGCUUCCUCGGGAAGCGCUAGCCACAGUCUGAACCAAACUCAGCAGCAGCCACAGCCGCAACAACCACCACAGCCUCCGCAGCAGCAGCAGCAACCUCCUCCGCAAUCCGGCAGCCAACAGCAGUCAUCAAACUCGAACCAGCCUCAGCAAGCGGCCCCACAGCUUCCCCAGCAGUCCCAACAACCCCAGCAGCAACCCCCUCAACAACAGCCGCUGGUCGAAACCAAGAUCGAGGACGGGAAGCUGCUGUACGAGCGCCGCUGGUUCCACCGGGGCCAACCGGUCUACGUCGAGGGCAAGGACAUUCCGCGCUUCUCGGCCAACAUCUCCGCCAUCGGCAGCGAAGCCAUCUGGGUCAAGAAGACGUCCGACGGCCAGAAGGUGCGCAUCUUCACCAACCAGCUCAGUCGCGGCAAGGUCUCCAUCAAGCGGCGCGCCAAUUGAGGAAACAAGGAUCUCAACUCUCGAGCGAGUGAUUUUAGUUUUUUACCCCCUUUCUUACGUCCGUAAUUCGAGUGAUUUGAAGAGAGACACCCACACCAGAACAUUUUCUCCGUAUUUUUUAAGUUAAGAGCACAACCGAGAUAUCUUUGAAUGGACAAAUUUCUAUCUCAUCUAAUUAGCAUCAAACACAAAACUGGAAUUGGCCCCCAACCGUGUGGGAAUGAAGAGAAUGAAGCUUUGCCGUGUCGAUGGUUUAGUAUUAGUAUCAUCCUAUGGAAUAACUAUGUUUUACAAUUGUACCUAAGAA
Aedes aegypti (yellow fever mosquito) is the source of this 2028-nucleotide messenger RNA. Its product is annotated as sin3 histone deacetylase corepressor complex component SDS3. Gene Ontology annotation, cellular component: Sin3-type complex. Gene Ontology annotation, molecular function: histone deacetylase binding. NCBI's taxonomy places the organism in Eukaryota, Metazoa, Arthropoda, Insecta, Diptera, Culicidae. Bases 255 to 1721 code for a protein of 488 amino acids. Gene Ontology annotation, biological process: negative regulation of transcription by RNA polymerase II. The transcript is spliced from 3 exons. The record is from RefSeq and is a predicted model, not a curated record.